UGGCGCCUGUCUGCCGGACAAAAGGCGAAUGUGUCUGACGGUGGAUUGAAACCCAAUUAGAAACAGAGGAGACAUUUUGGGAAAACUGACAGUCUUCGUGUGUCCUGGCGCCCCAAGGCAAUACAUAUAUGGUCAAAUAAACAUCUGUGGAGGCUCUUAGACUGGAAUAUUAAGGAUGUUCCAGCAGUGUGAGGAGCCUCGUUUCACCAUCGAGCAGAUUGACCUCCUCCAGAGGCUAAGGAGGACAGGGAUCACACAGGCGGAGGUCCUCCACGCCCUGGACACCUUGGACCACUUGGACCGGAAACAUGGACACAAGUUGGCCCAUAAACCUUCCUACAUGCCUCCCUCGUCUUCCUCCAGCACCGCCGCAGCCUCUUCCUCCAUGACUUCCACCGCCACUCAGACAAGUUUCCCUGACAACCGACUCUCACUGUCGCCUAAUAACAACUUCGACACCACCUCCCCGCCUCUCCCGAUUCCAGUAGCUUCACCUGUCGCCAUGGCAGCGGUAGCCCAGAACGGUCUAGUCGGUGUCACCAACGGGAAGCUGUCACCACCCCGGUUUCCUCUUGGUGUGGUUAGUGGCAGCGUGACGGCACCAGGCUAUGGGUUUGAGACCAGUGAAGAGGACAUAGAUGUCGAUGACAAGGUGGAGGACUUGAUGAGGAGAGACAGUGCUGUAAUCAAAGAGGAGAUAAAGUCCUUCCUGGCGAACAGGCGGAUCUCCCAGGCUGUGGUCGCUCAGGUAACGGGGAUUAGCCAGAGUCGGAUCUCCCACUGGCUCCUGCAGCAGGGAUCAGACCUCAGCGAGCAGAAGAAACGAGCCUUCUUCCGCUGGUACCAGCUGGAGAAGACCAACCCUGGUGCCACACUGGCCAUGCGAGCCGCACCGCUGGCUCUGGACGACAUGAUGGACUGGCACCAAGCCCCGCCUCCAUUUGGCUCAGCCCCUCCGGGCUUCCGUCUGCGGCGAGGGAGCCGGUUCACCUGGAGAAAGGAGUGUCUGGCUGUUAUGGAGAGCUACUUCAGUGAUAACCAGUACCCCGAUGAGGCGAAGAGAGAGGAGAUUGCCACUGCCUGCAACGCUGUCAUUCAGAAACCAGGAAAGAAGCUGUCAGAUUUGGAGAGGGUCACAUCUCUGAAAGUCUACAACUGGUUUGCCAACCGCCGCAAAGACAUCAAGAGGCGCGCUAACAUUGAAGCAGCCAUCUUGGAGAGCCACGGCAUCGAGGUUCAAAGUCCAGGAGGUCAGUCCAACAGCGACGAAGUGGACGGCAACGACUUCCCUGACCAGGGUUGUGAGGUGUCCUUAUUUGACAAGAGAGCUUCAGCCAGGCAGUUUGGUUUCAGUCGAGCUGACCUGUCCUCUCCGACCCAGGUUCCCACGCUGCUCCCUAGCUGGUUUUCUGCCCUGGGUAGAGGAGGCUUGUCUGGACAGAGGGGCACUUCUCUGAUUGGCCGCUCCCUAGUGGCAGGGGCAGGCCCUCAGGCGGAAGGUUCCAGAUUGACAGGUGUGUCCUGGUCUCCCCCAUCCCCGUCCCUCCAGGACGAACCCACCAUCCACAGUGCGCUGUCCGAGGCCCAGGACCCAAUCGGUUUGGAGAAGGCGGCUGUCAAUCACAGCAACCAAGCCCUAGCCAAUCAGGUUGAUGGGGAAAGGUGCAGUAUGGGGAAUGAAAUCAAGACGGAAACGCUGGAGGACGACUGAAUGGGGCGGUGGAUAUUGGAAUUGUCGGGGUAAUGAAUGGAACAGGAUCAGAGGUGUGUUAAUAUGCAAGCAGAUUUUAUAGGAAUGUAAUAAGUGAAAAAAAAAAGACCAAAAGUCGUGUAAACUCCAACCCUGAGAUACCUCCCAACCCUACCUCCAACCACCAACCUUCUGCUACGCUCUUAUAGGCAUUACUAGUAUAUUAUAAUAUUAAUGAUAAACCUUUAUCUGUUAAAGUCCUCCCCAGCAGGCUAUAACAAUGCCUAAAUAAAAACAAAUCAAACAAAGACGUAAAUAAAAUAAAUCAUGAAUUAUUUCAUUAACACAGUAACUGUGUACCAGAGCUGCACAAUAUGGUAAAAGAAAUCAUAUUAUUUAGACAGAUAGUACGAUUGUGAUAUGAUUCACAAUUAGUAAGAAUUUUCGCAUCAAAACUUUUUUGGAGUCUGUGCCAAACAAAUGAGAUUUGUAGGCACGGCACAACAGUACUUCAUUAUGAUACUGUUUUGCUACGUUUUACUUUUAUCAAAAAAAUCGCAGCUUCUGCACUUGGCCAUGUUGAGAUUUUAACAAUAUUUCGAUUAAUUGUGCAGGCCUAAUGCAUACUUAAAAGGAAAUACAUAUAGCAAUGUAUAUUGUUUUUCACUUUGUUGAUUUGGUUUUAUCUGGGCAUUAUAAAUCUUCCGUAGGAGAAUGUCUAACAGGACAUGAUGCAUUGUGCAGAUUUCUUUGAAAACUGCAUUUUUUCACAGCAGGACAACACUGUAUUUGACACGGGGUUCAAAUAGUUUCAGGGUCUUGCACUGUGAUCACAACACAACUGAACAGCCUCAAAAGGUAAAUACAUGAAUUUGAAAGUUAAGUUCAUUUUAACUGAUUGUUUUAAAAUUAUGUAGCACAUUUCAUCACAGUUAAAUCAUAUUUCAAAUUUUUGCUGUUUAUUCCUUCCAGUGAGAAGAAGUGCAAAAUAAGCUCAGUUUCAUCGAGGUCACAGCUCGUUAUAUUUCUGUGAGCCUAAGAUGAUUUUAAAAUGUAAAAGAGAGAAAGAAACAGAAUCACCAACUCCUCUAUCCCUGGCCCUGGUAAAAUAAGCUCAAUGUAUGGAAGCAAAGAAAGGCCAUUAUAAUGUAGAAUUUUGUGAACUACUGAAUGAAAUUGAAAACCAACUAUCUGCAUUUGUGUGGUUAAAUUACCCUCUGUGAAAUGUCACGUGAGUAUUUGUAAGUUCUCCAAUUUCUAAAAUGCAACUGAAGUGACUUUUGUCAGUUGUUGAACUGUGCAGGGGUUUCAGUAACCCAUCUGAAUGUCUUUCUUGGAUAACAUUACUGACAUAACUUCAGAAAUUCAAGUUUUACCAAUAACCCCUCCAUACAAAGGCACUCCUGAGUUGUUGUUUUUUUUAAAUUGUACAAUUUGAAAUUACAAUGGGGAUCCCAUAAACAAGUGUUUUAUAAUUUAAUUCAGGGUAUUUGAAUAUGAACAAUAACAGCAAUAACAGAUUCAAAUUGUUACAGCCUCUCUUUGCUUCCAUAUUAAUAACACGUCAUUAAAAAAAGAGUAAAGCUACUCGAUAAAUAAAUGUCAAAGGAAGCCGAAACCAUUGAUAGAUUUAUAGAAAAUAUAAAAUAAAACUAGGAACCCGGAUGUCUAGGUAACCGAGUGCUAUUCAUUUGUAGCUACUUACUCGGUGGGUGAUCAGGCAGAAUGAAUCAAUCACUGUGAGAUGAUCUAUAAUCAAUACAGACCAGUCAGUUGGGAGGUAUUCAACAGUGUAACAAACUGUUACUAGAUACUACAGAUAAAAGUGUAAAGUGACUACAUACAUAUACCACAUGUGUAUGUAUGUAUGUAUGUAUGUAUACACACAUACAUAUAUACAGUAUGUUAUAUAAGCUGUCGGGGUAUAUAUAUGUACCCUGAUCCAUUUCUAUUUACAGUAUAUAGACAUAUUAGCUUCAAAUGAGAGAAACUAUCAGUAUGAGUCUUUCUGUUGGUGAAAGGUGAGUAAACCAUUAGCCAAAGUAUUAAGUUUAAAUUUGGUGUAUUUUCUGAGUGUAUGAUAGUCAUGGGUGGAAUUAUGUUUUAGAGAUAUGCUAAUCAAAGAUGCAUCAGAUGUGUCAAAUUAUUGCAAGCAAAAUGCAUUUUUCCUUUUUAGGUAUAUCUGUGUUUGUGCUCGAUAUGCCAUGUGUUUUAAACACAUACUGUCAUGUUUCAAUUGUAUUUUCAUUUUAAAUGACACUUUAUUGGAUCUUUAUCAUGGUGCUUAGAGUCCCUGCUGUUGAAACAUUUCAUUGAUCGUUAUGAAUGACAGAGGCAGUAGGAAGACAAAAAAAUAAUUGCGAAACCGCGGUUUUCCUCAGAAAGCUAAUAGUUGAACAUUUAGUGAGUGAGUUCUCUUGAUAAAACCACAGCAGAAAGUGUUAUUUAGCUGAAAAGUAAAUAUUUGAUAGACUAGUCAAAUCAAGAAAUAUUUAUCCGACUACAGUCAUUGUGGAAGUCCAACCAGGUUUUGCAUUUCUGUUUAUCUCCAUCCCCACAAGGAAUUCUUUAAAGUUGGGUUUUGAUGGGUUUUUUUGCCUUUUGGUGGCUACUUAACUUGACUUAAAGUCCAAUAUUCAUUCUCAUUUUAGCUCUGUUUUGGUUUCUACCAACCCCUGAGGGAAAUAUCUUACUCUUCAGCUGCUAAAUGUCUCUCUCUAUUCACUACCUAGUUGCUAAGCUAGUUAGUUUGGUGCUGGUAGUGUACAGUACAUUUCCUGGAGCUUUUUCACUGAAAACACAGGACGGCUACAGAGUUUGUGGGCUAGAAAACCAAAACGGUUAGCUCAAAGAGGCUAAAACGAUAAGGGGAACUAUGGAGUUGGAUGAUAAUUGUAUGUGGGUUUGCCACUACAAACAACCCCUUUCACAUUAUACAUAGUCAUUUAAUACAAUUUUAAUGUAAAAAAAAAAAAAAAGAUUGGUGCAGCUUCAAUUGAUUGAAUUUUUUGAACUAUGCUGUAUGGAUUUAAGUUUAAGUGCCUUAUUUUUUGCAGUGAACUAGCAGGAUCAGUGCAUGAAGGACUUCUACAAUGACUGUACGUAUAUACAUCACUGUAUCUGAAGCAAUGCAAGGAAGCUAAACACAUGAUGUUCUGUAAGGGCCAACACUAAAGGGGCUUCACUUAAAUCGGUUCAUCAUUGUUCAUCACCAGGUGCUUUACAGGCUAAGCUACUAGUUCAGAGUUAUAAACUCAACACAAAUACCUCACUUUACCCCCGCCCCCCCGCAGCUAUAAGCUACACCCCACAGGUUCCUCCACAGCUGCUUCAAUGUGAAUCAAAGUUUAGACAGUGGAGAGUAAAAGUAACUGUAGAGCUGAUUUAUUCAGAGGAGACUGACAGCAAACUGUGAUGAGGCUGUACAGAUGUUUCACUGGCUCAUCUGGCACAACAGAAAUGUCAGUGUCCUUUUUAAAAGGGAAAUUCCUUCUCGAAAUCGAGCCAAUAAAUAUUAAGUUUGAAAGUAAAGGGAAAUUCCACUCCAAAAAAGAAUUUAUUCAUUGAUAGUCCAUGAAAUACUUCUACAGAUACCCCCACCCCUCAGCCUGGUGCAAUACUAACAACCCAUCAAUGUUGGUUUCAGACUGAAUGUCUGAAGUUUUGUGGUGGAAUGUCUCUUUAAUUGUACGGCAGCAGAGCUGUCCUGGUGUCUUUGCUUUAAGCGUUUAUAAAACUCUGAGGCAUCAUUAGUCAGUUGCUUUGUGUCAUCUGAAUUAUUUACACCAAAAUAUCAAAAUACACUCUACCACUAGGGGUUAGAAGAUGUUUUAUUUUAUUUGAAAUCUGCUAAGCAGAAGCCUUUCUGAAGUGAAUCUGUAGAUUCAUUUAAGACAACGUGCUGUUUUGAGAUUAUUUCAGGGUUUUUAAUCGUUUAAAUUGCUGCCUUCAUGGUAGUCUCAUGAAGUUGUACUUUGGAGUUCUGAAGCAGCAAAUUGAUGUGAUGUGAAAAAGUAGUUUAUUAGUGUCAUUUAUAGUCAUUUUAGAGCUAAAAAGUUUGAAAGUAAAGAGUUAAAAUGAGAAACAAAAAACAAUGAACAGAAACAAAACUGUUAAUGGUACAUGUGAGGCUGCUGUCUUACUUUUAGUAUUUUAUUAUCUCAGAUCCUCUUCCUGUCUUUAAAUUUUGCCUAUUUUCUGUCACAAUGUGGCUGUUUUAAACAUUUAAAGAUGAAAUGGUUAUUCUCUAACACGACAGUGUUACAGUAGCGCCAAAAUUCAGUUGAUCAUCUAGAAAUAAGCUUGUUGCUUGUUUGACAGCAAUCUCGUGACCUUUCAUGUUGUUUCUCAAUAAGAGUCCAUUUGAAAUCGAUUGGUCUUUGUUUCUUGACUACAUUUGUAUUUGCUUUCAGUUUUUGACCCUAAAGUGGCUCCUUACUUUUUAUUUACAGAAAUCAGAGUGCCAGAAAGUGUGUAUUCAUAUUAUAAUCAACCUGAAAUGCGUAAUAAGUCAAAGUGAUCAUGGAAUAGAAACACAGUUGUACCAGUUUUCCCAUAAACGACACACAAAGCCUUUGCUCUUCCAGUUAUAUUCAGCAGUGUCAGACUACCCAUGUGCACUUUGUUUCUGACAGCAGUGGCGGCAGCAUGUUGUAUCUUUUCAUUGGUUAAAAUGCAGUUCUACCAUCUGCCUUCAGUCCUCUGUUGCCUUGCUGUACUGUUUUGUUUGAAGGAUGAGCUUCCUUUGCUGGUUCUUCACAGGAACAAAAGCAGCUGAGGUUUCAGAUCAGAUCCUGUUUUUUUACACCUGGAACACCUGUACAGUGCACACCCCUUCAGGCACUGAUGUCUCGAUCCCAUUUGUCUUUGUCCUGCCAAAUCCAACUGUGUCUUCCUCUGGCAAUACUGCUGUCCCCUAACACAGACGGCACGGUAAAUAUUUGUCUUUAUACUGUUUGGAUUGUGGCUGCUUCCAGUGGCACUUGUCGAGGAAGGUGUUAAUGGGGUCGUAGAGGAUCUUGAUCUGAUCUGAGGUCUGCUGUGUGAAUUAAAAGCACAGGGGAGCUGUUGUCUGUGUGGUCUCUGUCAGUUCAUGCCUCAGGACUGAAAGCUCCAGUCUGUCUCUAACCUUAGUCAACAUUGUGAAUAUAAGAGCUGCAGUUUGACAUUUGAAGAGUUAAUAUUCCAAAAAGCUGUUUUUAUUGAGGUCGACAUUCGUGCAUUCAACAUAAAAAUGUAAAUGUUCCAUUCCUCAUGUUCUCCCUUAAUCAGCCAAUGACUGUAUAUACUUAAAAUGAACAUCUGGUUCAAUUAUUUUAUCAGUCAUGUAAAAAAACAUUUAUUUUUCUUUAAACUUGAGUGGUUACCAUUUCAUUUUGGCAAUAAACUCUUCAAUAAUUCUCUAAAGAAUGAAAAAUAUCAACCUCAGCAGGACGUUUGUUCUAUCAGUUUGAAUUGAUUUUUAUCCCCUAUCGUUCUUAUCUAUUUCAAGAUUUAGUGCCUUUUUUGGACGGUAGACUGUUCUGUAAUCGCUAUGUAGAAAAUCUACAUAUGCCUUUUGUUACUUUUUCAUCUGUUGGAUAAACCUUAUUUGUUAUUUUUAAGGUGUGUUUUUAUUGAUAUUCUAUUUACAAGGGAAUAAAAACUGAUCAGAGUC
Molecule: messenger RNA, 7346 nt
Organism: Morone saxatilis (striped sea-bass)
Lineage: Eukaryota; Metazoa; Chordata; Actinopteri; Moronidae
Product: homeobox-containing protein 1-like
Exons: 10
Coding region: 176-1711 (511 amino acids)
Biological process (GO): positive regulation of DNA-templated transcription
Cellular component (GO): nucleus
Molecular function (GO): double-stranded telomeric DNA binding
Source: RefSeq, a predicted model, not a curated record